This is a messenger RNA of Magnolia sinica, 525 nucleotides long. RefSeq lists its product as uncharacterized. Gene Ontology annotation, biological process: DNA integration. The record is from RefSeq and is a predicted model, not a curated record. Lineage: Eukaryota; Viridiplantae; Streptophyta; Magnoliopsida; Magnoliales; Magnoliaceae. The transcript is spliced from 2 exons. Gene Ontology annotation, molecular function: nucleic acid binding. Bases 1 to 525 code for a protein of 174 amino acids.
AUGGAACUCGGAGAGUUCAAUAUUCAAUAUCAACUGAGGAUAGCAAUCAAAGGCCAAGCUGUGGCCAACUUCAUAGCUGAAUUCACCGCUCUGAGUUGCGAGAUCGGAGACACCAGUCCACAGGCAUCAUCAAAUUUGGAAGCGGCAUCUAUUAUUCCCACGACCCUUCCUCUCCUCAAGAGCAUCGAGGCAAAGGCAAUGGAAGAGCUUACCCCCAUGAGCAGACCAUGGCCAUUCGCUCAGUGGGUGAUUAACAUCAUCGGGCCUCUGCCUCAUAGAAAGAAGAAGACUAAAUUUGUAAUUGUGGUUGUAGACUACUUCACCAAAUGGGCCGAAGCCAAGCCCGUGGCAAAGAUUACCGAACAGAAGCUGAUGGACUCUGUGUGGAAAAACAUCAUAUGUCAGUUCGGAAUCCCAUGCACUAUCGUAUCUGAUAAUGGGAAGCAGUUCGACAAUGAUAAGUUCAGAGACAUGUGUCGGGGACUCGGCAUUUCCAAUGCAUACUCAUCGCCUCAUCAUCUAUAG